Molecule: messenger RNA, 1772 nt
Organism: Carassius carassius (crucian carp)
Lineage: Eukaryota; Metazoa; Chordata; Actinopteri; Cypriniformes; Cyprinidae
Product: tripartite motif-containing protein 16-like
Exons: 6
Coding region: 54-1523 (489 amino acids)
Molecular function (GO): zinc ion binding; protein binding
Source: RefSeq, a predicted model, not a curated record
AUUGAAACUGCAUUUUACCCCUUGUCUUUGGAUGAUGCUGAGAGAGUUUAAACAUGUCUCGGAGAAGUACAGCAAAUCAAAGCCGUUACAGCACUCUGGAAAAACCCGGGCAGUCUGGAAGAUACAGCAGCUCCAGCACCCGGAACAGCUUCAGAGAAGUGCUGUGUGAUUUUUGUCUGGCUAAGAAGAACAGAGCAGUGAAGUCAUGUCUGACGUGCUUGACCUCAUUUUGUGAGACACAUCUCCAAGCUCAUUAUGAGUAUCCAGCUCUCAUGAAGCACAAACUGGUGGCUGCAACAGGGCAACUGCGUGAGAAGAUCUGCGCUGAACAUGAUAAACUUUUGGAGGUUUUCUGCCGUUCUGACCAAGCAUGUGUUUGUGUUUUGUGUAUCAUGGAGGAACACAAAAAACAUGAUAUUGUUUCAGCAGCUGCUGAAAGGACAGAAAAGCAGAAACAGCUUGGGGCUAAACUGAUGGCUUCACAGCAGAAAAUUGAAGAAAGGAUAAAGAAAUGGCAAGAUCUCAGGCAGGCAGUGGCAUCCCUAAAACAUUCAUCUCAGAGUGUAUUAGAUGAAAAUGAGCGUAUUUUUGUGGAACUGCUACGGGCGCUGGAGCGGAGGCAUGGAGAAGUGAAGGAGAUGAUCCGAGCCCAGGAAACCCUUCUGCUGACACGUGCAGAGGGACACCUGGCCAGGCUGGAGGAGGAGAUUACAUUACUGAAAAAGAAGCAUAAUGAUCUGGAGCAGCUGUCCCAAUCUGAUGAUCAUAUUCAUUUCUUACAGAGCUGGCAGUCUCUUUCUGCUCCUUCUGGAUAUGAGGACUUGUCCAAGGUGAAAUUAGCCCCUCAUCACACUUUUGACAAUGCAAAGAAAGCCAUUUUUGACCUGAAAGUGCAAUUAGAAGACAUAAGCAAAGAAGAACUGAACAAAAUCUCAUCAGCAGUGAAGGAAGUUAGAAUUCUCCAGACUCUGGACCCUGCAAAAAGGGAGGAGUUUUUAGAAUAUUCCUGUCAGCUCUCCAUGGAUCCUUCAACAGCCCAUCCAAACCUGCACCUGUCAGACAGAAACACAGUUGUGCGGAUGAGCAACGAGCCGAAGUCGUACCCGGAGCAUCCCGAUCGCUUCGAAUACUGGCAGCAGGUGCUGUGUAAGGAAGGGCUUGCCGGCGGUCGCUACUACUGGGAAGUGGAGUGGAGUGGCACAGAAAUAGACAUCGCUGUGACUUACAGGGGGAUUCAGAGGAAAGGAAAUGACAACGCUGGCAGCUUUGGGGGGAAUGACAAGUCUUGGAGUUUGUACUGCUCUGAAUCCAAGUACUCUUUUGUACAUAACAGCAAAAGCACAACCAUACCUAUCCCCAAUUCCUCCAGGAUAGGGGUGUAUGUAGAUUACGAAGCUGGAACAGUGGCUUUUUACAGUGUGUAUGACAACAUGAAGCUGUUGCACAAGGUUCAAGCUCAAUUCACUGAGCCUCUGUACCAUGGCCUUGGAGUCUGGGGAUAUGGGAGUACAGUACGGCUGUAAUUAUAGAGUAAAGUGUUCAUCAGAACGUGGUUCUCCCAUAUGCAUUGUAUAUUAUUUAUCAUUUUAGUCAAUUUAGUGAGAACAGGAAGUGAGCUACAUUCCUUCCCUGGGCAUUUAAAAUAUGAAUCACGGACAGUCAUUCUCAGUGGCUAUAUAAACAUCAGUUUUCACUAUCAGCAGUGGGCGAUCCAAAAAAACUACUAUUUUUUUUUUUUUUUUUACGUGUAAUGCAUAAAUUAGCUUAUUGAU